This is a messenger RNA of Pimephales promelas (fathead minnow), 3186 nucleotides long. The record is from RefSeq and is a predicted model, not a curated record. Lineage: Eukaryota; Metazoa; Chordata; Actinopteri; Cypriniformes; Leuciscidae.
AAUGAUAUUCUAGUGCUGAAGUACAGAAAGAAUUUAAAUGUAAAAGGUCAUUUGAUCUUCUAUAUGACUUGGAAUUCUGACUUUUACAGACUUGGGCAUUUGGUUUAUUUUAUUCUGGUAAUAUUAAAUGCUUCACCUGCUGAAAGUACACAUUGGGAGGAGACUCCUGGAAGUAGUUAACCUCUGCAUCAUUACUCUGUCUGAAAACUAGUAGUCAGAUCACAGAAAUUCAUAGUCUGUGAGGAAAUCGUGCUGGACUUCUAUUUUACUCUGAAUGUAUGACGGACUGUCCUGCUCAAGCACGCGAGAUGUCUGUAUUUCCUUUCAUGAUUUUUCUGUUCUUCUCCAAUGAACUCGUACUGGAAACUUCAGCAGAAACUGCAACAUUGCCUAGCAAAAUAACAGCACUGAGCGGCUCUUGUGUGCGGAUACCUUGUGCAUUUGAAGUGCCAAAGGACAAACUGAGAAGAGCAACACGUAUAUCUGGUGUCUGGAUUAAGCAUCAUCAUGCUUUUCGAGAACCAGGGAGUUUGGUAGUUUAUAAUGGAAGUACAAACAUCACCACAGGAUUCAAUCGUAUAGAGAUAACUGGAAAUCUUAGUCAACUUGACUGUACCACAGUUUUCUAUGAUAUGAUGAGCAAUCAUUCGGACAAUUACUACUUCAGGGUGGAAAUAAUGCCGGAUUGGUUAUACUCAUAUCAGAAUGCCAUCAACAUUUUGGUCUCAGAUUCACCACAACCUCCUGAACUUAAACCCACUGAUCUGAAAGAAGUAAUGGAGAACACAACAGUGAAUCUGAGCUGCUCCGCUGAAGCCCCCUGCCCAGAACAACCUCCUACAAUAUCCUGGUCUUACAUACCUAAUUCUGCCCACAUUACAACACAGUUACAGGAGAAACCUGAUAAAACCCAGUUAGUGUUUUCACACAUGACCUUCAAAGCUUCAUACAUGGAUCACAAAAAGAACAUCUCCUGCAUUGCUACAUAUCCAAGAAAAGCAUUUAAUGACUCAAGUCUUGUGAUGCUACAAGUACUGUUUUCACCAAAAGAAACUCGCAUCACCAUCGAUCCAUCUGCUUCAGUCUCUGUUGGCACUAAUGUGACUUUGACCUGCAAAAGCAAAGCCAAUCCAUCAGGUAACAUCACCCUCUGGCACAAAGGUGGACAGGAGAAGCAGCUGGAUUUAGGAGAACUGACCUUUACUGUAAAUAGUAGCAGCGGAGGCUGGUACUUCUGCACAGCAAUGAAUGCACAUGGUAUUCAGAAGUCAGUAGAGAUCCAGCUGAUUGUGGAAGGCUCAUUAGAUCAGUCUGUGAUCAUUGGCAGUGUAGUAGGAGUUUCAGCAAUUCUGUUGACAUUUCUUCUGAUAACACUUUUCCUGAGAGUGCGAAGAGUAAAGGCAUCCACUAUUAAGGAAACCGACGUCUCAGAUCAGGGUCUGGAAAAACAAGUGCAGACCAUUUAUGCUAAUGGUGGUUUUGUGCCGGGUGAAGAGCUAGAGAUGCCAAAUGAUGAGAACGACGUAGUCCACUAUGGAGAGAUUGACUUCUCCACUACCCAAACUAAAAUCACCUCAGUACAGGGCUCAGGACUAGAGACGGUAUAUGCCGAGGUCAGAGGUCCAGGGAAGGAGAUGAACCAGGAUUACCAAAGGUAUGUGAUGGUGUUGUGGAUUGAUUUGUCACUAUUGUUGAGUCCAAUGUCAUCCUCGCCACAAACCCUGAUGGCAGGAAUCCAGAUCACUUCCUUCAUUUUCAUCAGCUCUGUAUUGAUCCAUACUUGCUCAGCUGAUGGUGAUGUCUACUCUGCAGUGAUGCCUCUGACAGUAACAGCUCUGACAGGCUCUUGUGUGCAGAUUCCUUGUACAUUCACCAUCUCCAGUUUUGAGGAUAAACGUAACAAGGCAAAAUCUAUUAAUGGGAUGUGGCUAAAAAAUAAAUCACAUUUUGCUGAUGAUGUCAGUUGUAUAGUUUUUAAUAGCAGCGAAAACAUCAUAAGAGGAUUUAGUGACAUACAGAUGACCGGAAAUCUCAGUGAGAGAAAUUGCACAACUGUCUUCUAUAACAUCAUGAUGAAUCAUUCAGAUUUAUACUUCUUCAGACUGGAAAUGGAGCCAAGUGUGUUCAAAGCAACAUUUAACACCAAGACAGGCGAUUCAACUGUGAAGAUCACUGUCAAAGAUUCACCACAACCUCCUGAACUUAAACCCACUGAUCUGAAAGAAGUAAUGGAGAACACAACAGUGAAUCUGAGCUGCUCCGCUGAAGCCCCCUGCCCAGAACAACCUCCUACAAUAUCCUGGUCUUAUAUACCUAAUUCUGCCCAAAAUACAACACAGUUACAGGAGAAACCUGAUAAAACCCUGUCAGUGUUUUCACACAUGACCUUCAAAGCUUCAUACUUGGAUCACAGAAAGAACAUCUCCUGCAUUGCUACAUAUCCAAGAAAAUCAUCUAAUGACUCAACUGUGGAGACAGACGUGAUCAUGCUACAAGUCCUGUUUCCUCCAAAAGAAACUCACAUCACCAUCGACCCAUCUGCUUCAGUCUCUGUUAACACUAAUGUUACUUUGACCUGCAAAAGCAAAGCCAGUCCAUCAAGAGAAAUGAACUACACGUGGUACAAACGUGGACAGGAGAUGGCUAUAGCUCAGGGAAAGCAGGUUACCUUCAAUGGAACUCAUAAAAAUGCAGGAUGGUAUUCCUGCACUGCACAGAAUAAACACGGAAAACAGUCAGCAGAGAUCCAGCUCACAGUUGAAGGACAAGAUGGACACUUUAUGCCUCUGAUUGUUGGUUGUGUGGGAGGAAUUGUGGCAGUGCUCACGCUCUCUGCUCUUGGAUUUUGUGCAAGGAAAAAGACACACAGGGGAGACAUUGUUGGAGACAAAGACUCCUUGCAUCAGGCACAGGACAAAACUCUUUACAGGAAUUCCACAUAUGAUGAUGUCCACAACAUAACCACCCAGGACAACACGAUCUCUGAUGAUUAUAGUGUGUGUGAGCGUAAGACUGAGUUCACGGCUCAGACCCACCACCAUACAGGAAAAGACCAAACCGAAGAAGAUGGCCAUGAAAAAAGUUCAGAUGUAGUAUAUUCUGAAGUCCACAUGAUACACAUUAAAACAAAAGCCAUCAGUGUUGUGCCUGAAGACAUUUAUGCUGAGGUGAAAAUAUAAAUGAUUA